AUGUUGAAGAAAUCCGCCGUCCGCUUUUCUUAUCACAAUCUUCAUUCUCUCCACGCUUCAGCCCCGGCUUCAAAGACGUCAUCAUUCUACGCGACCCCGAUCCUGACCCCGACCUCCACCUCCCCCUCCACCUCCACCUCCACCUCCACCCGGCAGCGGCAGCAGCAGCACAAGCUCAUGCAGAGACAGCAACGCCGCUCAUAUAUAGUCUCUGAUGGCCACAGCACUCACAGCCAUGGAUCUCUGCGCUGGCCAGAAGUCACAUCCGCGGAUGGAAUUCCCACCCCAUACCAAAUUUUCGGACAAAAGAAAGGCUCCCCCUACUCCAAACGGAGAUGGCUUUCCCUCGUGAAAAAAUACCACCCGGACCGCCACGAUAUAUCGUUGAUGGACGGAUUGUCAUAUACUACAAGGCUGGAGAGAUACAGAUUAGUAGUUGCGGCAAAUGAAAUCUUAUCGGAUCCUAUCAAGCGGAGCGCUUACGACACAUGGGGAGCCGGAUGGAACGGGGCUCCAGACGUCGCAGCUCAUCCGGAUCAGCCAGGUUCUGCAUCUCACUGGGGGCGUUGCUCUCGGAACGCAACCUGGGAAGAUUGGGAGGAAUUCUACCAAGAAAACGAGUCUAAAGAACGGCAGGAACCCAGAUUCGUUUCCAACAGCACAUUCGUCGGCUUGAUCAUGACUUUUGCCCUCAUUGGUAGUGUUAGCCAGGCUUCCCGAGCUGGUCGGAGUGGAACUCAGUUUGUGGAACAAAGAGAUUCCUUACAUCGGACCAUCUCUGAGGAUCUCGUGCGUACGCGGAAGGAUACUACUACCGCCUACGGGAGUAGAGAAGAGCGGAUCGACAACUUUAUUAGACAGAGAGAUCCACUUGGGUAUGGAGUGACAGACCCGAGAGAGGAGCUUUAUAGGAACGCUCUGCCGCCGCCGGAUAUGUGCUCUAGCUGCUCUAGUUAG
This is a messenger RNA of Drepanopeziza brunnea f. sp. 'multigermtubi' MB_m1, 957 nucleotides long. RefSeq lists its product as uncharacterized. Lineage: Eukaryota; Fungi; Ascomycota; Leotiomycetes; Helotiales; Drepanopezizaceae. The record is from RefSeq and is a predicted model, not a curated record.